GAGAAUAGUACUAAAGAUUUCGCUGUCCUGUGUACAUAGUACAUUAUAGUUGCUUGUUGGCUGAUGGUUUUGUUCUCUAGUGUUUGGGAUAUUGCCUCCAAAUAAGUUCUGACAUGAGACUCAAGAGUUCCAUUGGUUAGAUUCAGUGCUUAGUCCUCCAACCUUCAGCAAAUUAACUUGAGCUCAUGUAUUUGCACACAGACUUGUCUCCUCCAUAAAAGAGCUGACGUGAACAAAUUGAAAAGUAUAUUCAUUAAAGUUCUUUUCAACUUCAAAAUACAAUUUCACUAGUGAUUUUUUUUUCUUUUUAUUGUUCUUAACUGGGAAGAACUAUGCUUUGUUAAUAAAACUUGGACCUAAUGUACAUUUUCUCUGAUUAGAGUUACAUUGAUUUGGCAAGUAAAAAACUGGGCAUAUCCAUGUUUAAAAAAAAAAAAAAAAAAAACUUACUGUAGAAUAGCAGAUGCCAGCUAACUGAAUGUAUUGUGACUAGUUGAGGAACAUGACCAAAGCAUCACCAGGAAGGUGAGACUAAAGGAAGAAAUAAUUUACACACCUGCUUAGGGUGUGGCUGGAGGUACAGGGACUAUAAGGAAUGAGUCCUUGACUAUAACCUUGCAGGUAUGCAUAGAUCAUUAGAGAAGCAAGUUCUCAAAGGACAGCUGUGUCCAAAGGUGAAGCCGAAGCCUAGGCUCCAGCACAUAAGAAAAAGAACAGUUAAGGAAAGAAACACCUGAAACUGCCUGGGAAUUGUGAGGAAAUAAUGCAAAAGGUGUCUCAAGGCUCCUGACCAGUGAACAAAGAUUUGAGAAAGACAGCCAAGCUCAUGUUUUCUCCUGAUCAAGAAAACCAUCCUUCCAAAGCCCCAGUGAAAUAUGGUGAACUCAUUGUCUUAGGGUAUAAUGGGUCUCUCCCAAAUGGCGAUCGAGGAAGGAGGAAAAGUAGGUUUGCUUUGUUUAAAAGACCCAAGGCAAAUGGGGUGAAGCCCAGCACCGUGCAUAUUGCAUGUACUCCUCAAGCCGCCAAGGCGAUAAGCAACAAGGACCAGCACAGCAUAUCAUACACGUUGUCUCGGGCCCAGACGGUGGUGGUGGAGUAUACUCAGGACAGCAACACUGACAUGUUCCAGAUUGGUCGGUCAACUGAGAGUCCUAUUGACUUUGUGGUGACCGACACAGUCCCUGGGAGUCAGAGUAACUCGGACACGCAGUCAGUGCAAAGCACCAUCUCCAGAUUCGCCUGUAGGAUCAUAUGUGAGCGCAACCCCCCCUUUACAGCCCGGAUUUAUGCUGCAGGGUUUGAUUCAUCUAAAAACAUCUUUCUUGGGGAAAAGGCCGCCAAGUGGAAGACCUCUGACGGGCAGAUGGACGGCUUGACCACUAACGGCGUUCUUGUGAUGCAUCCCCGCAAUGGGUUCACGGAAGACUCCAAGCCUGGAAUAUGGCGAGAAAUAUCAGUGUGUGGAAAUGUAUUCAGUCUGCGAGAAACCAGAUCAGCCCAACAGAGAGGAAAGAUGGUGGAAAUCGAAACCAAUCAGCUACAAGAUGGCUCCUUAAUUGACCUUUGUGGUGCAACCCUGCUUUGGCGUACUGCAGAAGGCCUUUCCCAUACGCCUACUGUGAAGCACUUAGAAGCUCUCCGACAGGAAAUCAACGCAGCACGACCUCAGUGCCCUGUAGGCUUCAACACACUAGCCUUUCCCAGCAUGAAGAGGAAAGACGUUGUAGAUGAAAAACAACCGUGGGUAUAUCUGAACUGCGGCCAUGUUCAUGGUUAUCAUAACUGGGGGAACAAAGAAGAACGUGACGGAAAAGAUCGUGAAUGUCCUAUGUGUAGGUCUGUCGGUCCCUAUGUCCCUCUGUGGCUUGGAUGUGAAGCUGGAUUUUAUGUGGACGCCGGCCCCCCCACCCAUGCCUUUAGCCCUUGUGGGCACGUGUGUUCAGAAAAGACGACGGCCUAUUGGUCCCAGAUCCCGCUUCCUCAUGGUACUCACACUUUCCACGCAGCCUGCCCCUUUUGUGCGCACCAGUUGGCUGGUGAACAAGGCUAUAUCAGACUUAUUUUCCAAGGACCUCUAGACUAACAGCUGUCUCUAGGACUGCAUUAGAAGUUUAUAAGCUAAGUGAGUUGGGUUUUCCGACCCAUUGUCCAUGUAAGUUUCUCUGCUCUGGUCAUUUGCAUUAAGAUGAAGAAUUUUUUAAAUAUUUAUAAUAGCAAUUUCUGAGAAAAAUCUGGGAAACUCAAGCAAAGGAAUUUUUGAAAGUUCCAGACUUCUGAAUUCUGAGUUUUGAAAAUAUAUUUUGAGGAGAAAAAGACAUAGUCUAAUUUGAUGCCUUCGUUUUAGUGUUUUUGAAUCACCAUCCAUCCUCAGUGUUGAGUUGUUAUGUAUAACUGAGGGUCUGUUGGUUCAAACUAUGUUAGUUUACAGUUUGUUGCAAACAUUGUAAAAUACAGCAACAUGUAUAUUAAUUUUUUUCUAUUUAUCUUUAUCAUAGAAAAUACCUUAGGAUGUCGUGAUAGAACAGCAUGGUAUCGAUGGUGUCGCACACUUCCGGUGUGAGUGAUAGUUUAGUGAGCACAUCGCUCAAGGAUUUGCAGAGUUAAGGAGAAAGACAGAGAGCGCUUCCUUCCCCCGGGCCCGUGUAAGUAGGGAACCUGAUGAACUAGAGUAUUUCAUAAAACCAGAUUCACAUUAAUUACCAUUGUCUAAGAGGUGUUUGUUUUUAACCACAUUGAAGUUCAUCGGAAAACAUUUUUUUCUUAAUGUUUCUCUCAAGUGUAGUACUAUAACAAAAGCUAAUGCUAAGAGACAUUUUAUAUGCUCCUUUGAAUAUGCAAUCUAAUCUAGAUGAUCUAUUUUUCUCCCAUGGUAACUGAUCUGUUUUUAGUGCCAGCGACAUUUGGCAAGUUUAUUUUUUUGGAUAUAAACUGUGGUUCAUCUGUUCACUGUUUCUAAAAAAAAAAGAAAAAAAGAAAAAAGAAAAAAAUCCUAUGAGAAAGUACAUAAAUUAACAAGAAAUUAACAAGAAAAGAAAAUUACUUGAUUUGCCUUUAGAAAUAUGAAAUAAAAAGUGUUUCGUUAAUCACUCUGUAUUUGGAUUAUUCCAGACAUUAGAAACCUAGAGCUACAGAGGGUUGAAUGUCAGUGGUACCUCCCUUUUGACCCAGCAGACCAGCCUUCACUGGGGGCCUGACUCCUGAGGGGGACCAGCCUUCA
Messenger RNA from Peromyscus leucopus (white-footed mouse), 3217 nucleotides. It is a transcript of the gene Peli1, whose product is annotated as pellino E3 ubiquitin protein ligase 1. Gene Ontology annotation, biological process: regulation of Toll signaling pathway; protein K48-linked ubiquitination. Gene Ontology annotation, molecular function: protein binding; ubiquitin protein ligase activity. The record is from RefSeq and is a predicted model, not a curated record. The transcript has 7 exons. The coding region runs from base 827 to 2083 and encodes 418 amino acids. Lineage: Eukaryota; Metazoa; Chordata; Mammalia; Rodentia; Cricetidae.